AUGUCUUUACCUCUCCUGCUGUCUCUUUCUAAAGCUUUCCAGGAGGAAUUGAAGGAGAUGUGUAUGUCUGUUAUGAGGGAUCUUGAGAGCAAUCGCAGUUUUGCCAUCUUGGAAGAGAACAGUUCUUAUUUCCUUAAAUUCUAUCUAUUCACCCCUCCAGUAGACAAAUACCCUUUAUUUCCACACCAGGAUGUUGUGCCUUUAGCAGAUCCCUGCUCAGGUUUUGUGAGUCCAGCAGCAGGUGCUGAACAGCAGCGCAGUGUUGGAAGAGCAAUCGAAUCCCUGGCAGACUACAGCGAUAGGGAGCCUCCCCAGUGUCCCCAGCACAGGGCUUACAAAGGAGUUCCGUGGGAUAAUAUGUUUUCUUCCAAAAUACAGCCUCCAAAAUCAACAGGGGAGAUGUUGGAUGAUGCUGUUUCCCAGUAUUUCACAAAAAGAAGAUACAAUCCCAAACCUAAAAUAAGCCAAGAUGUCGGAGGCUUCUGGGACAGAUUCCAAACAAGAUCUUUUACCUCUCCACAGAGAUCUGGUGGUCUUGUAAGCCAAAGCUCUUAAACCUGUCAAAUCCCUUUGUAUAUCUGCUGUGUUACUGCAGUAAAUUUUGAAGGCAAUGCUGAUGUAGACUUAGUCCUACUUAACCAUGUUCAAACUUCCAAACCUCACUACACAAGCACUGCACACUCACCAAAUAUUCUUGGAUAUUCUGGCAGGGUUCAUUGGUCAGCAACUCACCCAGCAAAUUCUAAUCUUCCAUCAGCAGCCCCAUCAGUAAUUGCAGGAAUGCAUGGGUAG
Molecule: messenger RNA, 792 nt
Organism: Melozone crissalis (California towhee)
Lineage: Eukaryota; Metazoa; Chordata; Aves; Passeriformes; Passerellidae
Gene: SPMIP7
Product: spermatogenesis associated 48
Source: RefSeq, a predicted model, not a curated record